Kockovaella imperatae is the source of this 3912-nucleotide messenger RNA. RefSeq names its product P-loop containing nucleoside triphosphate hydrolase protein. The record is from RefSeq and is a predicted model, not a curated record. Gene Ontology annotation, cellular component: chromosome. The transcript is spliced from 22 exons. NCBI's taxonomy places the organism in Eukaryota, Fungi, Basidiomycota, Tremellomycetes, Tremellales, Cuniculitremaceae. The coding region runs from base 93 to 3740 and encodes 1215 amino acids. Gene Ontology annotation, biological process: chromosome organization. Gene Ontology annotation, molecular function: ATP hydrolysis activity; protein binding; ATP binding.
CACGUCCACCGAAGACACUACAACACUACAGAAAGUUCAGGCGAAGAAGGAUUAUCUGGAGAAGCCUCCAAAGCCGGGAGCUCGAGAGCAAAAUGCGUAUCGAGGAGCUGAUUCUGGAUGGCUUCAAGUCUUACCCUGUUCGAACGACUAUCACAGGCUUCGACGAGUCUUUCAAUGCUAUCACAGGUCUAAAUGGAUCCGGAAAGUCCAACAUUCUCGAUGCAAUAUGUUUCGUCCUCGGUAUCACCAACAUGCAAUCGGUCCGAGCCAACAACCAGAUGGAUCUGAUCUAUAAACGUGGGCAAGCUGGGGUGACCAAGGCCUCGGUAACCAUUGUGUUCAACAAUGAGGACCGCUCAAAAUCCCCUGUUGGUUUCGAGAACACACCUCAGAUCACUGUGACACGACAAAUUGCCGUCGGGAACGUUUCCAAAUACCUGCUUAACGGACACAAAUCCACCCUGCAGUCUCUUCAGAACCUCUUCCAAUCCGUCCAGCUAAACAUCAACAACCCAAACUUUUUGAUCAUGCAGGGAAAAAUCACCAAGGUGCUCAACAUGAAGCCGGCGGAGAUUCUCGGUAUGGUGGAGGAGGCAGCUGGAACAAGAAUGUUUGAGGAACGAAAAGAUAAGGCGGUCAAGACGAUGGCGAAGAAGGAUAAAAAGGUGGAGGAGAUCGAAGCUCUCUUGCGAGAAGAGAUCGACCCAAAGCUUGAAAAGCUCAGAGCGGAAAAGCGGUCUUACCUUGAAUACCAAAAGGCCACCUCCGAACUGGAACGUCUGACGAGACUGGUCAAAGCUUACGAAUGGGUGGUCAUGGUGGAGAAGACGGAAAAAGCAGAAGCGGCGUUGAAACAGAAGAAACGCGAUAUAGAAAGUGUGAAAGAGGACGUUGCACGUGGAGGUCGGGAAUGCGAAGGCAUGGAGCAGGAGGUGGCCGAAUUGCAGAAGAGACGGGAUCAGGAAGCCAAAGGAGGCAAGAUUCAGACUCUCACCGAGGCCGUCAACGCUCUGGAUCGCGAACUGGUCAAGACAAAGACUCAGUUGGAGAUCAUCGAGAGCACCAUGAAGGAUGAUUCGAAGCGGGUCGACACGGCGAAAAAGGCCGUCAAGGAUCUCGCCAAAUCCAUCGACCAGAACCGUGUAUCGACGGAGAAGGAGACUGCUGCAUUCGCGGAUGUCAAGGCAGCUUAUGAUGCAGGUGUUUCGGAGCUGGCAAAAGCAGAGGAACUAUUACAAUCCCUCAUCACUGGUCUCUCGACUAACGACGGCAACGAUGACAACGCCGGAGGCUACAUGGGACAGCUCGCCGAAGCGAAAGCCCGAUUGUCUGCAGCCGGUACCGAGAUGGAGCAAGCCAAGGUCAAGAUCACUGCCUCUGAGAAGGAGGUCAAGGAGAAGGAGCCUAAGGCAAAAAAGGCGGAGAAGGAAGGAGAAAGUGUGUUGAAAGAGCUGCGUGAUAAGAAGGCGGCUGUGGAGGCGCUGCACAAAAAACUGGCAGGCGGCAGCUGGGACGAAGGGAGAGAGAAGGAUCUGCUCGAGCGACAGGCGGAUCAGAGUAGCAAAUUGGCAGAGCUCAUGGAGCGACGUGAUGUUCUCAAGUCUCGACUCGCAGCUAUCGACUUUUCGUAUUCCGAUCCCGAGCCCAAUUUUGACCGGUCCCAAGUCAAAGGCUUGGUAGCUACGCUCGUGGAAUUAGACGAGGCCAACUUCAAGAGUUCAACGGCGCUGGAGAUCUGUGCCGGUGGGAAGCUAUAUAAUGUGGUGGUGCAAGACGAGCGCGUCGGUUCCAAGCUGCUGGAGAGGGGAAAACUGCGUCGACGAGUCACCUUGAUCCCUCUUAACAAGAUCAAUGCGUUCCGCAUGUCGGCAGAGAAAAUUGCCGCUGCAAAUCAAGUGGCUCAGGGCAAAGCCAAGGUUGCCCUGGAUCUAGUCGGUUACGAUGACGAAGUGUCUGCUGCCAUGGCGUACGUGUUUGGCGAUACUUUCAUCUGCGCCGAUAAGCAGGCAGCACAAGCUGUGACAUUCAAUAAGGCGAUUGGCGUCAAAUCAGUCACGCUGGAAGGUGAUGUCUACGACCCAUCUGGGACACUGUCCGGAGGGUCCGCGCCAAGCAGUAGUGGACUUUUGGUCAAAGUACAAGAACUUCGGGCUGUUGAAAAGGAGAUAGCAGAACGAAAACUCUCGGUCGACCAGAUAAAGGCCGAAUUGGCCGGCGCGAAGAAGAUCAUUGACCAAUGGCGCAAGGACAAGAAGGACCUGGAUCUGCGGUCGCAUGAGGUCAGGCUAUUGGAAGAGCAAGUCAGCGGAAGUAAUGCCACAAAGAUCAUCACCGAAGUCGAGGCAGCCAAGGCUAGGCUUGCAGAACUGAAGGAAGUGAUCAACCAAGCCAAGGAGAAACAAAAGGUCGCUACUGCCGAUGUCAAGCGGUUGGAGAAGGAGAUGGAGGACUUCAAGAACAACAAGGACUCAAAGCUCAAUGAAAUGAAGGCGGAGAUCGCGAAGAAGAAGAAGGACCUAGGUACGAAGACGGCCCAGAUCAAGACUAGGCAGAAGGAGGUCCAGACCGCUGAACUCGAGCUACAACAACUGGAGAGCGACUUGGAAUCCGCCAAGAAUGAGAUCACGGAAGCGGAGGCCGCGCAUGAAAAGACCAAGUCCGAACAUCAAGCUUUGCAAGGAGCACUCAAAGCGCAGCAGAAUGACUACAAAACUGCUGAGAACAAGCUCAAAGAGGAACGAGCUGGAUUGAUUGCGACGGACAACGAGCUCAAGGAUCUUGAAAAGGAUUUGAAAAAGAAGAAGCAGGAGGUUGUCGAUUCAGAAUUGAAUCUGAAGAAGCUUGAGCACGACCUUGGACUUGCCGCGAAGGAGAAGACCAACUCGGAAAAUAUCAAGGAUGCGUUGGAGAAGCAAUUCACCUGGAUCCUGGACGAGCACCAGUUCUUUGGCAAGCGCGGGUCACCGUACGACUUUGACGGUGUCAAUUUGAACCAGGCUCGUGAACAAUGCAGAGAGCUAGAGAGUCAGCAGAAGGGCAUGGGACGAAAGGUCAAUACAAAGGUCAUGAAUAUGAUAGAGGGUGUGGAGAAGAAAGAGCAGGCCUUGAGAAAGAUGAUGUCGACGGUCUUGAAAGACAAGGCAAAGAUCGAAGCGACCAUUGUGGAGCUGGACAGGUACAAGCGGGACGCCCUGAAGAAGACUUGGGAGCUGGUCAAUGAGGAAUUCGGGCAGAUUUUUAUGGAGCUCUUACCCGGCAAUUUUGCCAUGUUGCAGCCGCCAGAAGGCCAGGACGUAACUCAGGGUCUAGAGGUCAAGGUCAGAUUGGGACAGAUCUGGAAGGCCAGUCUGACAGAGCUAUCUGGAGGACAAAGAUCUCUGAUUGCAUUAUCUCUCAUCAUGUCCUUCCUCAAGCUCAACCCUGCGCCUUUGUAUAUUCUCGAUGAGAUCGACGCUGCUUUAGAUCUCUCACAUACUCAGCACAUUGGUCAACUGUUUAAGAACCGGUUCAAGGGAUCUCAAUUUUGUGUGGUUUCCCUUAAAGAAGGUCUCUUCAGCAAUGCGAACGUGCUGUUCAAAGCCAUGUUUCGUGAUGGAACAAGUAUCGUGCAGCGAACUGAGAGACGGUCGCAUUUUGCUCCUGACGGCAACAAGGAGAAUAAUGGACCAUCAGCUGCUGGAAAAGGUCGGAAAGGGGCGCAGGCAUCUUCAUCUAGUAGAGCACCGUUAUCUGUGAGGUAGGUGGGCUCUUGGGGCAAACGACGAUUGUUGUAUCUUUAUAGACCUUGUACGAGCGCAUAAUAACCUUAUCGGGCCAAGCCGAAUCUGCGGGCCGAAGGUCCGCGAUUCAUUAGCGGCGCGUAGAUUUUGCUGUUUUUAUCUGCGAGCGAGGUCAAGUAAAAUCUCGCCACGA